AUGAAAAGGUCAAUUAAGUAGCCUGCUUCUUCCUCCUAUCAAUUUCUCGAUAAGCUAGGUGAAGGUGCUUUCGGUUACAUUUGGAAAGUCAAACACAUUUCAAGCGGUCAAAUAUUUGCUUGUAAGCUUGUCAAAAAUUCUAUGAGGAAGGAAAAAAAAUUACUGCAGAGAGAAAUACAAAUCUUACAAAUCCUUAAGAGCAAGAAAGGAUUUACAUAGUUGUUUGCAUCUGGGUCUGAUUAGCAAAAUACAUACUUUGUUAUGAAUCUGAUGGGAGAAAACUUGGAACAGCGUCGCCAAAAUUAAGGAAAUUUCAAUAAAAUCUUACCUAUUGGAUUGGAGAUCAUCAAACUUUUGAAAGAACUCCAUUCGUUAGGAGUAAUUCAUCGAGAUAUCAAACCAGAGAAUUUUGUUAUGCAAGAUGGUAAAAUCAAUCUGAUUGAUUUUGGACUUUCGAAAAAAUACAUUAUUGAUGGUCAUCAUAUUCAUUACAAAGAGAAUAAAGGAAUGAUAGGGACUGCUAGAUAUGCAUCUAUAAAUGCCUUAAAAGGCAUAGAACAAUCCAGAAGAGACGAUUUAGAAUCCUUGGGAUAUAUGCUCAUAUAUUUGCAUCAAGGCAAUUUACCUUGGUACUCUAUUAGUGAUCAAGAUAAAGAAAUCAGGUACUUAAAAAUCAAAAAAAUGAAAAAAGCUCUAAAAAUAGAUAAAUUUUUUGGUUUGCCAAUUUAAUUAUCAAGUUUUAUGGAAUAUGCAAAAGGGUUAAAGUUUGAUGAAGAUCCCAACUAUGAGUAUUUGAUCUCUCUAUUCUCUCAAGAGGAAAGCGGAACUCGUCUGGCAUUACAAUAUUUUCAGCCAAAACCUGCUAUUAGACUAAAAUUUAUUUAAAUGUAAAGAACGAGUUUUCGUUCUCCUCCUUAGGAAAUUAAUUCAAGCAGAAAAGCUAGCUUUGAAGAAUCUUCUUCAGCUGGGUCUGACAUUCAAGAAGAACUUAAAGAAUCCAUAAAAUUAAAAAAUUUUAUUGUUGGAAUAAAACAACCAGCUGACAGUCCAAUCUAUGUGCAAUAGAAGUGA
Paramecium tetraurelia is the source of this 1071-nucleotide messenger RNA. RefSeq lists its product as uncharacterized. Gene Ontology annotation, cellular component: cytoplasm; nucleus. NCBI's taxonomy places the organism in Eukaryota, Ciliophora, Oligohymenophorea, Peniculida, Parameciidae. Gene Ontology annotation, biological process: signal transduction; endocytosis; peptidyl-serine phosphorylation. The transcript has 3 exons. The record is from RefSeq and is a predicted model, not a curated record. Gene Ontology annotation, molecular function: protein serine/threonine kinase activity; ATP binding.